This is a messenger RNA of Cryptococcus deneoformans JEC21, 1229 nucleotides long. RefSeq lists its product as hypothetical. Gene Ontology annotation, biological process: nucleolar large rRNA transcription by RNA polymerase I; transcription initiation at RNA polymerase I promoter. Gene Ontology annotation, cellular component: nucleus; RNA polymerase I upstream activating factor complex. The coding region runs from base 215 to 973 and encodes 252 amino acids. The transcript has 6 exons. NCBI's taxonomy places the organism in Eukaryota, Fungi, Basidiomycota, Tremellomycetes, Tremellales, Cryptococcaceae. The record is from RefSeq and is a predicted model, not a curated record. Gene Ontology annotation, molecular function: RNA polymerase I cis-regulatory region sequence-specific DNA binding.
UGCAGAGACACACUGCAUGCAGCACAAGACCUCGCACACUGCAAGUAGUACAACCGACCGUGCCCCUACGUAUCAUUUCGAUCAUCGCUAAGCCUGAUACCGUAUAUCUCUUCAUUGUCAUCAUCUUUCACUUUUCAUUAUACGUCUUGCGACGAUUACCACGUCCCUUUCAUAUCAGUCCAUUUCAAACCGCCAAAACAGAAGCAUUCUCAGGAUGGCUAAACAACUUGUGCAGCGAUUGUCCCCUUUGAUUGAAGAGCUACUCCAGGCGAGCGAUCUUUCAACAGUUUCGGCCAAGGCCAUCCGUAAAGAACUCAUUGCACGUGGCGCAGAUAAAUAUGAAAUUAAGAAUUUCCGUGCAGAAAUUGAUGACAAGAUCACGGAAAUAUACAAUUCUUUGGGAUCCAAGGAGGCUCCUGCUCCUAAGAUAGAAGGUUCUGUCUCUCCGUCUGCCAAAGCACCAUCUUCUCCGCAUUCCCUAAUUGAACCCAAAACUGUCACUCGCAAGCGCAAAGCUCCAACCAGUGAAAAUGAAGAAACAGACGAGCAGAUGGCCAGGCGACUGCAAGGAGAAUAUGGCGGCUCAAGGACAAGGAAACAGCGGUCUUCCAGAUCCGCUAGGCCGGCGAAGAAGACGAGACCCAAAAGUCAUGCACAUAUCGACAAUGAAACUGAGAAAAAUGGUGAUAAAAAGGACGACACGAAAACGAAGAGAGGUGGGGCUUUCAACAAGGAAUUGCUUCUAAGCGAUUCUCUGGCAGAACUUGUGGGCAGUCACAGUCUUUCUAGACCGCAAGUGGUGAAGCAUAUCUGGGCCUACGUUAAAGAGCGUAACCUACAAGACUCAAAUGAUAGGCGUUAUAUCCUUUGCGAUGACAAGCUUCGCGAAGUAUUUCAUACGGAUCGACUACACAUGUUCACAAUGAACAAGAUCUUGGUCAAUCAUCUACGCGAUCCCGAUGAUAUUGCGUAAAUAGUAAAUUGUGGUGCGAUGCCGCCCACGCAUGUACUGUUGAGGGAGUCAUGUUUCGUAUGUAAGGAUAGUAAUUCUCUGGUUUCUGCAUUCAUCAGGCGUCUGUUGCGCUUGGUCCGAAACUGGUCGAAAAUGUUUACUAUUCAUAUCAGGUCGAUAAGCUAAGCAGAUCUUCCAUUGACGGUUACCCUAUUUUGAUGCUGCAGAAGCCAAAGACAAAUGAAAGGAUGUCACAUCUAUAAUGAGUGGUUUCUAG